Molecule: messenger RNA, 834 nt
Organism: Candidozyma duobushaemuli
Lineage: Eukaryota; Fungi; Ascomycota; Pichiomycetes; Serinales; Metschnikowiaceae
Product: exosome non-catalytic core subunit
Exons: 1
Coding region: 1-834 (277 amino acids)
Biological process (GO): TRAMP-dependent tRNA surveillance pathway; exonucleolytic trimming to generate mature 3'-end of 5.8S rRNA from tricistronic rRNA transcript (SSU-rRNA, 5.8S rRNA, LSU-rRNA); U4 snRNA 3'-end processing
Cellular component (GO): cytoplasmic exosome (RNase complex); nuclear exosome (RNase complex)
Molecular function (GO): RNA binding
Source: RefSeq, a predicted model, not a curated record
AUGGCCGGCAACAUUUCGAGGGUCAACCGAUUGCUCAGUGUUGUACCAUUGCGAGGAAGGUAUGAACCUGAAACAGGUGAUCAUGUUGUUGGCCGUAUAACAGAGGUUGGUCAAAAAAGAUGGAAGGUCAAUAUUGGAGCAAAGCAAGAUGCUGUUUUGAUGCUUGGAUCUGUGAACUUGCCUGGAGGCAUCUUGAGACGAAAAUCUGAAAGUGAUGAAUUGCAAAUGAGAUCAUUUUUGAAGGAAGGAGACUUACUCAAUGCAGAAGUUCAGACUAUUUUCAAUAACGGAAUGGCUUCAUUACACACAAGGUCUUUGAAGUAUGGCAAAUUGAGAAACGGUGUUUUUUUGCUGGUGCCCUCCAGUUUAAUUAUUAAGCAAAAGAAUCACUCUUUCGAUUUGCCGGGAAAUGUGAGUAUUGUCGUUGGUAUGAAUGGAUUUAUUUGGUUGAGUAAAACGAUCAAAUCAAAAAAUCAUGAAAGCACUAGCAGGUUGUCCUCUGGCAAUCAUAACGACUACACCCCUGGAGAUGGAAACAUGGCCAUCACAAGAUUAGAGGAAGGAUCAUCAUGGGAAAUCUAUAGCGACAGGAAUGAUGCUAACAUUGAUAGGAACGUGAGGGGUACGAUACUGCGUUAUUAUAAUGUGAUAAAGGCAUUAGCAUCUUGUGAACUAGGAAUCACAGAGCCAAGAAUCAGAAUGGGCUAUGAAGAGAGCAUGUCUUAUUCUGAUCAAGGUGAGUUGAUUGAUGGAGCAUCACAAAGACACAUCUGCCAGAGUAUCAUUAACAACGAGAAAAUGAGAGGAGUCGCAAGUGGAUUAGUGAUGGAUUGA